AUGACACUUGAAGCCCUGUUAGCCAAAGCAAGAGCGUUGGAAUUCUUGGAGCAGCAAGUGAUUGACAUAGAAUCUCCAGGAAGUGCCAAGGCUGUGUUUCCUCAGAAGUCCAAAACACCGGACAAGACAGCUCGUUGUUUUAACUGUGGUGGAAGCUGGCCCCACGAUGCCAAAGCUGGGUGUCCUGCUCAGAAUCGAAAGUGCAAUUCCUGCAAAAAAUACAGCCAUUAUGUGCAGUAUUGUCAAGGCUCUCAAAAGGCUCAGUCUUCUGAGAAAGGCAGAACACCUCGAAAAGGAAACACGAUGCAAAGAUGUCGAAACUUCAAGCCCCCGCGAACCAUUAAUCAAGCCUUACUGGAAUCCAAGUGUCAUUCAGUUGACUCAGAGUUUCUUGUGGUAGAUGGCAAAACAUCUCUUCUUGGAUACACAACUGCUGCAGAUCUUGGGAUACUGCGAAUCGCAGAUGCAUUGUCUGUGGAAAGGAAUGUGUUCCAAAACUACCCUAGUCUUUUCAGUGGUCUUGGAAAGAUGAAGGGUGUUGAGGUCAAAUUGGAUAUUGAUGAGAACGUGAAACUUGUUCAUCGAUCACAUAGACGUAUCCCAUUUCAUCAAAUAAAGAAUCUUGAAGCUUGUGUUGAAUCCCUGCUACAACAGGAUAUUAUCGAGCCUUCUGAUGGACCCACCCCCUGGGUAUCUCCUGUGGUCUUGGUGCCCAAGCCCAAACAACCUGGUGGAGUACACUUGUGUGUGGACAUGAGGGAAGCUAAUAAAGCAAUAACCCGAGAAAAACACCUCAUGCCCACUCUUGACGAAGUGGUACCCGACCUCAAUGGUGCAAAGGUGUUUAGCAAGCUAGAUCUCAAUCAAGGAUAUCAUCAGCUGGUCGUGCACCCAGACUCCAGGCAUAUUACCAUCUUCUCCACUCAUUGUGGUCUGUUCAGGUAGACAAGCCUAAGUUUUGGCG
Molecule: messenger RNA, 964 nt
Organism: Orbicella faveolata
Lineage: Eukaryota; Metazoa; Cnidaria; Anthozoa; Scleractinia; Merulinidae
Source: RefSeq, a predicted model, not a curated record